Molecule: messenger RNA, 18529 nt
Organism: Alosa sapidissima (American shad)
Lineage: Eukaryota; Metazoa; Chordata; Actinopteri; Clupeiformes; Clupeidae
Gene: bsna
Product: bassoon presynaptic cytomatrix protein a
Exons: 13
Coding region: 141-12926 (4261 amino acids)
Biological process (GO): protein localization to synapse; presynaptic active zone assembly
Cellular component (GO): glutamatergic synapse; GABA-ergic synapse; axon
Molecular function (GO): metal ion binding; structural constituent of presynaptic active zone
Source: RefSeq, a predicted model, not a curated record
UUCGCACAGGUCUCUAGAACGUAGAGAGGGAUGAUGGCGGAAGAAGAGCAUCGUUGAGUCCGCAAACAGUUUUUUGGAAAUAGAACUAUCAUACUGCAGUUUAAUAAUAUUAUCAUCGGUGGUCUCCCUAAGAAGAGGCGAUGGGGAACGAAGCCAGCCUCGAGGGAGGGGGACAACCCGGUGAGCCGGGCUCCAUGGUUGGGAUGGCAGGAGCUGCAGGAUCCGUUUCAGCACCACCGGGCGCUGGACAGCACAUCAAGCCUGUGAACGGUACUGCAGCUGGGGGAGGAGCGGUCACGGGACCCGGAGCAGGGAUGAACAGGAUGGCUGGUGGAAGUCCCAAACCUGGAGGAAUGGGGAUGGGCAUGGGUGGAGGGAUGGGUGGAGGGAUGGGCAUGGGAGGUGGCAUGGGAGGUGGCAUGGGAGGUGGCAGCCGGGGAGACACGUACAGGCUGGCCACUCAUGAGAGCCCUCACGCUCCCCAGCUGUCGCCCAGCCCGAGCCCCACCCCGUCUCAGAUGUCAGCCGGUCAGGGCGCGGGGCAGCACGCCUCCAGACGGAACCUCCAGGUGGACGUCAGUGGCGGUGGGCGCUCCGGCCGCUCGCCCUCCGUGUCCCCGGACCGGGGCAGUGCCCCGUCCUCGCCUUACUCCGUGCCACAGAUCGCCCCCAUGCCCAGCAGCAAGCUUUGCCCCAUCUGCAAGACCACCGAGCUCACCACCUCUAACAACACGCCCAACUUCAACAAGUGCACCCAGUGUCGCUCCACCGUCUGCAACCAAUGCGGCUUCAACCCCAACCCACACCUCACAGAGGUGCAGGAGUGGUUGUGUCUCAACUGUCAGAUGCAAAGAGCCCUGGGGAUGGACAUGACCACACCGCGCUCCAAGAGCCAACAGCAGAUCCACUCGCCCUCCCACAAGCCCAAGCCCCAAGCUGAGCCCCAACCCCAGCCUCCACCACAGGCCCAGCCCCAGGCCCACCCUCCAGCUCAGCCCAAGCCUCAACAACAGCCCCACGCCCAGCCCCAGUCACAGCCUCAUGCCCAGCUACCCUAUGCCCCGCAGCAGCAGCAGGGGUAUCAACAGCAGCAGGGGUAUCAACAGCAGCAGCAGCAGGGGUUUCAACAGCAGCAGCAGGGGUAUCAGCAGCAGCAGCAGGGAUAUCAGCAGCAGCAGCCUCACCCAAUGCCCCAUGCCCAGCCUCAGCAGCCCAAACCUCAGCCCCAGACCCAAAUCCAGCCCCAGGCUUCACCGGGGCCUCCCAGGCACAUGGGGCCGUCUGGGCAGCAGCAGCAAAUGCCACAUCAACAGCUGCCACAUCAACAGCUGCCACAUCAACAGCAGCAGCAGCAGCAUCCACAGCAGCAGAUGCCGCAGCAGCAGCCAUAUCAACAGCAGAAUCCAGGCCAGUUUGGUCAGCCCGGGCCUGCAGUAGGUGGAGGUCAGGGCGGCGGGCCCAGGAUCCCUCACCCUGGGGCCGUGCCCCUCCCCGGCCUGGCCAAGGCCCCGUCCCAGCCCGACUUGGGCCGCGGCUCUCCGCUACACUAUGGUGGCGGUGGAGGAGGUCCGCAGAUCCGCAGUGCCGGGAGCUCGCCGGCCCGCAAGCCUGCGGCGGCCGCCCAGGGCCAGGCGCAGGAAGGCCUGACCAAGCUGUUCGGCUUCGGCGCCUCGCUGCUCAACCAGGCCAGCACGCUCAUCUCCGUGGACCCUCUGCCAGGCUCCUCGCCGCAGCCGUCCCCGGCCCGCUCCAACGCCGGCGGGCCCCGCGUCCUCUUCAGCGACGGCUCCUCCGGCACCAAAGGGCCCGGUCCACCAGGAGGCGCCGGUGCCGCCAAGCCCGCAGGGGGAGCUCCCUUCCAGCAGGGGCCCCACGCGCCACCACAGCAGCAGCAGCAGCAGCAGAGGCAGCCCGGGCAGCAGACACCCGUCCAUGGCUCUCCGGCGCAUCAGCAGAAGCCUCCCAUGCAGCAGCAGCAGCAGCAGUCCCCAGCACAUCAGUCCAAGAUGCAGCAGCAGCAGCAACCCAAGCAGCAGCAGCAGCAGCAGCAGCCGAAGCCUGUCAAGCAGGAGCCGACACCCCAGCAGCAGGCGGCCCCCGUGCCAAAGGUCGAAUGUCCACUCUGCAAGACGGCGCUCAACAUCGGCUCGACUGACCCGCCGAACUACAACUCGUGCACGCAGUGCCACACGCAGGUGUGCAACCUGUGCGGCUUCAACCCCACGCCACACCUGGUGGAGAAAAAAGAAUGGCUCUGCCUGAACUGUCAAACACAGCGGCUAAUGUCAGGCGGGCUCGGAGACAUGCCUCUUCCUGUUCCCCAGCCGUCUCCUAAGCACCAACCAAUGGGAUCGCCUCGACACCAGGCACCGGCCAGUCAGCAGCCAGCUCAGCAGCCGCCCUCUCAGAAAGUGUCCAAUCAGCAGCAGGACGGGAAGGCAAUGCCAUCACAGCAGAAAGCUCCCUUGGCUCAGGGGAGCGGUCCCUUCGCCCCAACGGCUGCUAAGGCACCUGGGGAUGCAAAAGCCCCUGUACAGACCACUACCCCCAGCGAGACGCAGAAACAGCAGAAGAAUUUGGAGAAGGAUAUCACCACCUCCAAAACGGAGAAGGAAUCCGAGUCCAAGGACUCUAAGCCUGCUCUUAAGAAGGGAAUACAAGAGCAGACACCAACCAUUACUCCAGCUAAAGAUGAGAAGAGGGAAUCUCAAAAGUCAAGAUAUUAUGAGGAGGCGAACAAAACAAACAGCACCCAUGACCUCUCCAGGAGUCCCCAGAGCCUGAGUGACACUGGGUACUCCUCAGACGGCAUCUCGAGCUCACACAGCGAGAUCACCGGCCUUAUCCAGGAGGAGGAGAUGAAGCUGAGUGAGAGAGGCCUGACCGGCUGCCACACUCCUCCCAGCCCCUCUGAGAUCACCAAGCUGGAGAGCUCCAUGAGACCACUGCUGGAGUCCAAGGUGAAAGACCAGGAGAAGGACAGGGAGCAUGAGCGUGGCAGAGGUCGGCAUCAUUCCCGAGACGCGGGACAUCGGCCACAUUCGCUUUCGGUCAGUCCUGAGGCUUACGACUCAGACGAAGAGUUGGAGGACAUCAUGGAGGAAGAGGAAGAUCUGGCCGACUGGGAGGCCAAACGAGAGCUUCGCGCCAUGGCUGCCGCAGGAGAGGAGAGUGGUCACAAAAAGAAACCAGAUCCCUCUGAAAUGACCGAUGAGGAGUAUAUGAGGAGGCAGAUUAUGGAGAUGAGUGCAGAUGAGGAUAACGAAGAGGAAGAGGAGGAGGAAAUGGAGGAGGAGGAAGAGGAAGACGAGGGAUAUGGAUACCAAAAAUCGAAAAAGACACACAAGCACACCAGCGAAUCAGGGAAAGAGAAACGGCGCCUCACACAUCACUCAAGCAGCUUCGAGGAAGAAACCAAAUCCAGUGACGUGAAAAAAGGCUAUGCUGAGGAAGGAGAGGAGGACUUGAUGGCCUCACAAGGUGGUCUGCGCCGAUUUAAGACCAUAGAGUUAAACAACACAAACAGCUACACCCGAGACAUCGAACUGAGCAAUGAGAAUGACCUAAGCCUGGACAGAGAACCUGAGCUUGAGAUGGAAAGCCUCACAGGCUCCCCAGAGGAGCGUUCAAGAGGAGAGUACUCCUCCACUUUACCACCCACCACCUCCAGCUACACCUCUGGCACCUCGCCCACUUCCAUCUCCUCGAUGGAGGAUGACAGCGACAGCAGCCCCAGCCGUAGGCAGAGGCUGGAAGAGGCCAAGCAGCAGAGGAAGGCCCGUCACCGCUCUCACGGCCCACUGCUGCCCACCAUCGAGGACUCUUCGGAGGAGGACGAGCUGAGAGAGGAAGAGGAGCUCCUCAGGGAGCAGGAGAAAAUGCGGGAGGUAGAGCAACAGAGGAUACGCAGCACGGCCCGAAAGACCAAACGAGACAAGGAGGAAUUGAGGGCUCAGAGGCGGAGGGAGAGGUCCAAGACUCCUCCCAGUAACCUGUCUCCCAUUGAAGAUGCCUCCCCCACAGAGGAGCUGAGACAGGCUGCUGAAAUGGAGGAAUUGCACCGAUCCUCCUGCUCAGAGUACUCUCCCUCUAUUGACUCGGAGGCUGAGGGCUAUGAGGUAUCAUCCAAGCUCUACAAGUCCGGCAGUGAGUACAACCUUCCAACAUUUAUGUCUCUGUACUCUCCCACUGAAAAGCCUGAAACGACCUCCUCUACCACAACCACGACUACCUCAGUGAGUGGCAAGCCUUUAAAGAGUGCCGAAGAGGUCUAUGAAGAAAUGAUGAGGAAAGCAGAGAUGUUGCAAAAGCAACAGAAGCAGCAGCAGCAGCAACCGCAGCAGCAGUCUCGCUCAGGGCAGCAGUACAACACAAGCGCCUUUCAACAGGAGGGCAUAAGAAAUGGACAGCAGUAUGAGGAUGAGUAUGAAUAUGUCGAUCAAGAUGAAACUGAGUAUGACAAUGAGGAGAGUGGGGAUAUCUAUGAAGAGAUUCGUCAGACCUCCCAGAACAUCACAAAAGAGUUGGAUGAACAAGGGGAUAUUGAGGGGACCUAUCCUGACAAGCAACUCCUAGAUACAGGCUCAGCUUUUGCCAAACUGCUGGAGCAAAGUAAUGCCCUUUUGACCCCUGGCACUAGCCCCACUCAACUCUCAGCCCCUGUUUCAUUCGCUGAAACUGGGAGGGGCAUUCCUGACGUACGUGUGACUCAGCAUUUUUCAAAAGAUGCUCAAAAAGACAGGCUCAAAGGUCAAGCCGGUAAAAAUGGCAUAACUCCUGUAGCUGCGGCCACUACGAUAGCAGCCUAUGGUGUAUACGCUAGAGAUGCCGUAACAGUCUCCCACACCAGUGUCAGUCACACAGUGACCUCAACACAGUCUAAUUUGUAUGGCCGCCAAACUGGCAGCACUGCCACAACUACUACCACAGUCUCAAACGUCUCCAGCAAAAUAGCAGAGAUGACUCAGGCAUACAGUCAAAGAGACAGCUCAGGAAGGAGGGUGGCCGAGAGCAGAGGAGUACAAAUGAGAGAAAGUUCAACCUCAUCAGAAACCACAAUGGAGCCUCGUACAACCAAAGUGUACUCUUAUUACAAAAGUUCCAGUCCUCCACUCUCCCCAACUACAUCGCCAACACACAGCCCAACACACCACAGUAGGAGGACAGCGGAAUUUUCAACCCAGACAUUCAGUUCUGCGCAAGCAGGGGGUUCCCCUACCUCUCCGGUGAUAGCUCAGGGGACCCAGACACCCCACAGGUCAGCGUCUCCUCGUCUUUUCAGACAACAGUCCUCGCAAGAGGCUCCAAUAGAUUAUGAGCCCACAAGUCCUUCUAGGCCAGUGACUGUCAACACUGCCACUUCUCCUCUCUCCUCACCCACAAGAUUCAGUCGUCAGUCUACUUUCGAUUCCUACUCCCCACCCAUGAGCCCUCCAGACACACCACCUCAUCAGCAGUCACCUUCCCAUGGUCUCUACAGGACCCGCCGUGUUGAGAAAGUCAGUGUUGGCACAAGCAUGGUCACAACUGCAAGCACAUACACUCGUGGGUCUCUCUCUAUGGAAAACAUAUCACUCUGCAGAAUAUCUACUGUUCCUGGCACCUCCAGAGUGGAACAAGGUCAAAUGAUUCUUGGUGGGAGUGUAGUAGACCUGAGGACUCCAUUAAAGCCAACUCCUAUUAUCAUGACAGACCAGGGGAUGGACUUAACUUCAUUAGCCACAGACUCACGAAAGUUCUCAGGCAGUGCAGAGGGCAGCCCUAUUCGGCACUCAACAAUUGUCCAGCCACUGAUCAUGAACCUCAAUGCUCAGGAGCAACCACAUGUGAUGGCUUCGACACCUACGACUGUGAGUGUCACAGUGGCAGCAUCCAUGUUCAUUUCUCAACACAAGCAACCUGUUAUAUAUGGCGAUCCUCUCCAGAACAGAAUGGAUCUGGGUCAGGGUAUGGUAGCUGUGUGCCUGGCUCCAUCAAAGCCUGUUCAGAUCGACCCAACAAUUCCAAAGAUUGAUGCAAAGCUUGAGGACUUGAGCCUUCAGCAGGAGCAGCUACGUAAGCAGCAGCAAAAGCUUCAACAGCAGCAGCAGAUACUGGAACACCAGCUUCAGCAGCAUCACCAACUGCAGCAAACUGGUUCAUUUUCAAGAUUCAACCUGAGCGGUCAAACCCCAGUGCUAAAGAAAGACCUGGUGGUGAGCCAAACCAGCAGUGCCCAACCUGUUGUCAGUGCCAUAUCACCUGCUGGUGAGAUGUACAGUGCUGGGGCGCCCAUUGAGAUGCCACCUGCGCAAGGUAUAGUGAACCUGGCCACUACCAAACCUCAUACAGUGAUGGUACAGAUGGAUGGUAUAUCACAAGGAGGUCCAGUUUCCCAGCUUAUAAGGCCAGAAGAGGGUCAGGAUAUUGUAGAUCUGACUGGCCAGAUUAAAGCAGAAAAUCAAGUAGCCUGCUGUGAUGUUGUUUACAAUUUACCCUUCGGUGGCAGUUGUGUUGGAGGUCCGUUCUCCCAAAAGCCAAAUGCAGAGGAAGCACCUGGUGUCAGUGAGCCCCCACGCCCACCAUCUGCACCUCCACAACUUUACCAACCAAUUGAGACUGGUGUAGAUGCCCUGAAUUAUCAGGAUAUAGCUAUGAAAUCCUAUACACUGCCCUUCCCUAGUCGGCUACAACCAUCUAUGUCCGACACUAACCUAGCUGAUGCAGGACUAUCGUCCUUCCAUUCAAAGCUUGACCCACACCUUCAAGCAUCUGGAGAAUAUGCUGUGGAUCUCAGUUCAAUGAAAAAUCCCUAUGAACGAGGUCAGAUGGGCUUUGGACUCCAGUAUGGUUCUUAUACUGAUUUACGACAUGGAGGAGAUGUGACAGUUCCUCCUCUACCUAUAAGAAGAUACAACUCUCUAUCUAACAUUAGUGCAGACUAUGGAUACUCUGCUCGAGAUCUAGCAAAUUUCCAGGAGUCUAAUCUUGCUCAAUAUAGUGCAACUACUGCUCGGGAGAUAAGCCGUAUGUGUGCAGCCUUGAAUUCAAUGGACCGCUUUGGCAGCAACCCUGAUCUUGCAGCGCAAUUUGGUACUGGAAGAGGAAGUAUUCCACCAGGUAGAAUGGGUCUGCCACAAGGUCUGGCAGGACUCAGGCCCAAUCUAAUGUAUGGUCCAGAUGGAAAGCCUCUCUCUCACAGUCAAGCAUUAACCAAUCUCAUUAAUGCCAGACAAGCAAGUCUUAGAGCAAUGUACCCAUCUGCCAUAAGAUCUGCUGACGGUAUGACUUUCUCCACAAUCAACACUCCCAUUGCCUCCACCGUACCAAUCACAACACAGCCAGCCUCUGUGCUAAGGCCAUUGCUCAGAGGUGUUUACAGGCCAUACCCCACACCAAACAUGACCCCAGUGCCUCUGGCCAGCCUCACUAGAAUGCCUGUGAUGACUCCAAGGAUACCCAUGUCUGGACAGGGCCCAUGCCGUUUCCCUGCACCCAGCCAAUUCCCAACAACCACCGCUGCUGCAGUCAGUGAGCCACCCCCAAUGACCAUGGUUCAAGAUGCUCCUAUGUACCUUGGGAAGUCUCCUGUGAGCUCUGCAGUAUCCGGGACUAUCACUGCUCCUGUAUCAUCUGGUGCACUAGGUGCCCAGCCCACAUCAAUGCUAGGACCAACACCCAUUGUUGUGCCAACAAACCAACCACAAGAGCAGCCUAUGAAUCUGACACAGCCUCACCAGCACACACAGACACAACCAUCAGGGCAAGCCCCUACUCAGCCUCAAGCACCAACCCAACCUCAGCCUCCCAUGGCUCAUGCCUACCCACCAACUCAUGGUCAGCCACCAAGCCAAUCCCAGUCUCAGCCACCUCCAGCAACCCCACUUGCUGCCACCACCACCAGUGAUGCAUCUGCAACAGCACCAAAAGACCCAGAAGAAGAGAGGCUUCAGCGACAACAGGAACAUUUGCUUCAGCUUGAGAGAGAGUGUGUGGAGCUGGAAAAGCUACGUCAGCUUCGUCUGCAGGAGGAGCUUGAAAGGGAGCGAGUUGAGCUACAACGGCAACGUGAGAAGGAGCAGAUGUUGGUACACCAGGAGAUCCAGGAGCUGCAGACCAUCAAGCAGCAGGUCAUACAUCAGCAGCAGGCCGAGAGAGAAAAGCAGCUCGUCUUGCAGAAGGAGCAGCUUGCCCAGCAGAAAGCACAACUUGACCAGAUACAGUCUUUACAGCAACAACUGCAGCAGCAGCUUGAAGAACAAAAGAGACAGAAAACCGCCGCUGCAGCUGCAGCAGCCGUGGCCACAGCCAAUGUCAUUUGCGAUCAAACAGGCAGAAUUAUUCAACAUGAACUGGUCCCAGAAAUGCCAUACAGUGAUUCUCAGCUGGCCUCUAGGUCUUUGCCCAACUCUGCAUCAGAGAUGUGUUUGCGUGAGGAGCAGGAAACCAGGUCUAUGAGGAAACAGAGGUCCAUGCCUCGUCUCCAGGACGGAGAUGGAAGAGAGCCGAUGUUCCCUCUGACACGAAGAAUUGUGGACAGCAGUGUGCAAACAGAUGAAGAGGAUGGCGAGGAGAGGUACCUUAUGUCCAGAAGGAGACGUACCAGGCGUAGCGUUGACUGCAGUGUCCAGACAGACGAUGAUGAGGACAAGGCAGAGUGGGAGCAACCAGUCAGACGCCGGCGGUCCCGCCAUUCCCGCCACUCCGAGUCUGGGGCUGAUGCCAAGACUGACUCCGCAACUGCCACCACCUCCACAGCUGCCAAGGUGUCCUCAUCCAGCAUAGCCAUUCAAACCAUCCGAGACUGUUCUAGUCAAACAGACAAAGAGCAGUUGGGAAGAGUCUCCCCUGCCAUUCAAGUGACUGUGCCUGACCCAAAUAAAGUUGAAAUUGUCCACUACAUCUCUGGCCCUGAGAGGACACAGAAAGGCCAGAGCUUAGCUUGCCAAACAGACACCGAGGCCCAGUCGCAGGGAGUGGUUGUACCACAGAUCAGUGUGGCGACCACCAUCAGUCCCUACUCCACAAGUGUCCAGCUUGUUGGUUCGUCAGAUUCCCUCUCUUCUCGUCAGCAGGCAUCCAAGUUUGAGCGGCGAAAGCCAGAUCCAUUAGAGAUCAGCUACCAGCAGCAGCACCAUCUGCACAAUGAAUCUCUGUCUAACCUGAUCCGGCAGCCGCCCAAGUCUCCUCAGGUCCUGUACUCGCCAGUAUCCCCACUUGCGUCUCCUCAUCGCCUAAUUGAGACGUCAUUCGCAUCCAGUGAAAGGCUGAAUAAGGCUCACGUCACUCCACAGCAGAAAUCCUAUACUGCAGAGUCACCCCAGAGGCACUCCACUCUGCCUCGACCAAUGAAGAAUGUCCAGAGGUCUAUGUCAGACCCCAAACCUCUCAGCCCAACCACAGAUGACCAUGCAAAGGCCAGGUUAUACCUCUCUCAACAACAGGCACUCCAGAGUCAGCUGGCUGCCCUGCAGCAGAGCUCCCUCCUGAGGAAGGUGAAGCGCACCCUGCCCAGCCCCCCGCCCGACGAGACCCAGCUGUCGAUGGUCACCCCUGCCCUGCCCCAGAUGUAUAUGCCCUCGGUGCCCUCUCUGAAGGCUGGCCGCAGCCCUGGCCUGAUUGCCAAGGCCAGCCUGCUGAAGGACCUGACCCACGAGCUGAAGGCGGUGGAGCAGGAGUCUACCAAGCUCCGCAAGCAGCAGGCAGAGCUGGAGGAGGAGGAGAAGGAGAUUGACGCCAAGCUCCGCUACCUGGAGCAGGGCAUCCAUCAGCGCAAAGAGACUCUGGUGAAGGAGAGAGAGAGGCGGGAGCUGGCGUACCUGCGCUGCAUGGGCGAUGCACGAGACUACAUGUCAGACUCUGAGCUCAACAACCUGCGGUUGGCAGCGGCUGCGGUGUCGUACGAGAGCAACGGCCUGCUGACGAGACCAAGCACGGCGCCCCUCAGCCAGUUUUCCAGUGAGCUGAGUACCGCCGCCCAGUACCCUCCUACUUCAUCAUUCGUCUCCUACCAGUUCCCCCAGAGCCAGCCAGCUCCCGCCCCACAGCCCACAACCCCUUUCCAAUCCACUGGAUACAACCAGCCUCCCUACCCCAGUGUCUCCCAGGCCCAGGCUCUCCCUCAACCUACCCCUCUGCAGACCCAUCAUCCUCCCCCAUCAUACCAGACUCCAGGGACCUUCCCCUCACAAACCUAUCCACCAGGCCAACCUCCUUACCCAACUGAACACAGUGUGCAGCAACCACCACAGCCAGGACAUCCCGGGUUCCAGCAGCCUCCACCCCCUGGUGGUCAACCUCCUUACCCAGCCCACACUACGCCAUACCCGAGCCAGGCACCACCCUACCCGGUCAGCCAGGCAAGCACUUACCAACCUCAGGCUGACAUCCUCACUGUGCACCAGAGGCCCCGACAGACCUCAUUGGCUGAUUUGGAGCACAAGAUGCCCACUAAUUAUGAGAUCAUAAGCAACCCAACAGUUGUUGUAACAACCACUGCUCAAGACACCUCCUACUCUCAGACAGGUAUGGCCGCCUCUUAUGGACAGUAUGCAACAACCAUGGCAACCAGCUAUGGUCCAUACUCCACUGCUGGUUCCAGCACUUACGGAGGCUACCCCACGACCACAGCAAGCUCUUAUGGCCAGUACACUACAACUGCGGCUAGCUCUUAUGGCCAGUACACGACCACUAUCGCUAACACUUAUGGCUACACCACAACUACAGCCAGUUCCUAUGGACAGUACACAACUACAAUGUCUAGUGCAUAUGGCCAGGCGUCUGACCGACUACACUCGGUCGACAGCUCUUCCACCUAUGCCAGUGAUGGUCUGUAUGGUUCCUCUAACCUGGAUCAAAACGGUGCUAAGAGCUAUUUGGUGAUCGAUGACAUCAGCGAGCUGACGAAGGAGGGCAUGGGCACAACCGCUGACCCGCACCGCACCGAGGGUCACGGGCGCUACGGGGGCGACGCCGUCCACACACGAGGAGGGAGCUCCUACGGCCGACCAGAGGACGGGCAGCAGGAAGACCUGUACGACCAUCACCAAGGCAGGGGUAAGAGCACCGGCGGCUACCAUCCGCGAGGGGCAGAUAUGUACGGCCGGGUAGUGGGCAGCGGUAGCAUGGGUGGGGGAUCGUCCUAUUACUAUGACGACUACAAGCACUCGUCAACGACAAGUUCACGUGCAGCCCAGAGGCAAUCGUCCAAGAGUUUGGCUCCAGCUGUAAUGUCCACCAAGAGGAGCAAGCACCGAAAGCAAGGCAUGGAGCAGAAGAUCUCCAAGUUCUCGCCCAUCGAGGAGGCCCGCGACGUGGAGGCUGACCUGGCCUCCUACACCAUGAGUACGGCUGCAACCAGUGGCUACGGUUCCGGCUCCCGUUCCCGAAAGCUCCAGGAUGAGUUCGCUUACGGGCUUGGGCGCAAGGCCGUCUACGACCCUCAGAGGGGCUACUACGAGGAAGACGAGCGACUGUACAGCCAAGGCAGGUCCCGCUCCACCGGUUACGUACCGGUAAUGGACAAGGUCGCAACCAGGGACUCAGGCUAUCGGAGCAGAUCGUACGAGCGGGACUACUAUGAGAGGUCGUAUCGGAGUGGCUACGGUGGCCACAGUGGGCGUCCCACCUUGCGCUCACAGUACUCAGAGGAGGAGAGUCCACUCAGCCCUAUGGGGAAACCCAUGGGUGGACGUGGCUACGUUGGGCCAGAUCCUUACAAUCCAUACGGCUCCAGCCACUCCCUGCCAGACGUGCAGGACCACAUAAGAGACUUGCCCAGGACGCACGUCUACAAAUCUGACGAUAUGUACAUUAUAGACGAUUAUCAUUGUGCUGUGUCAGACAGUGAAGCCUACCACUUGGGCCAGGAGGAAACGGACUGGUUCGAGAAGCCACGCGACGUCCGUGGCUCCCGUCACUAUGGCAGCAGUGGCCACUCCUCGGGGAGGCGGAGCCACGUCAAACACACAUACCACGACUACGACGAGCCGCCGGAGGAGGAUCUGUGGCCGCAGGACGAAUACGGCCACACCCGCUCCCACUCCUCGUCUCGGGAGCACCGUCACCACGGCACCGGGAGCUCAAGCCGCCACUCAUCCUCCCGCCACGGCGACGAACAACGAUCCUCUCGGUCUUCCCGCUCCUCCAAGGACCCGUCCAUGCGCCACGACUCCCGUUCCGUGUCCUCGUCUUCGGGCAAGAGGGGCGACUCGCGCUCCCAGAGCUACCACUCCGCCGACUACGCGCGCGACCCCUCGGGCCACCACCACUCGGGCCAGCGCUCCAGCAGGCAGUCGUCCCACCACCAGGGAUCUUCCAGCAGGAAGCAGCAGCAGGACCUCCAGGGCCAGCCAUCCUCCAGGCAGCCCGGCUCAUCUGGGUCCAGGACGCCUGGAGGGCCUGCGGGGCAAGGUAGGCAGCCUGGGUCGGCACUGCCACCGGACGCGCAGCAGGGCCAGCGGGCGCAGCUUCAGCAGCAGCCCCAGACGUCGGCGGCCAGGCCGGGCCAGCAGCUGCCUGUAGGGGGCGUUGCAGCACAGCAGCAGCCAACCCAGGCACAGCAACUCCAGGCCAAGCCGGGUCAAAUGGGUCAAAUGGGUCAGAUGGGCCCAGUGGCAGGAGCAGCACAGACACCUGCUGCUAUGGCUGAUCCCAAACCUGCAUCGACCACCGCGAUUGGAGCAAAAGCUGCGACAGCCCAGCCUGCCAAAGCCGCUCAGCCACCACUCACGGGGAUAGGUUCCAAGGCUGGCAUUGGUGGCAUGGGUGGUAUCGGUGGCAUUGGGUCGAAGGCAGGUGGCAUAGGCAGCGCAGCAGCAGGGCAGCCUGGUGCAGAGGGAGAGAGCUUGCUGUCUAAGGUCCUGCCAUUAGGAGGUGCCGCUGAGCAGGCCGGAAAGUUGGGCGAGGCCAUCUCUGGAUUUGGCAAGAAAUUCACUUCCUUCUUCUGAAGUGCGUCUACAUAGGAUUAAAAUGGAGUUUUGGAGAAGAAGGCUUUGUACUGGAAAAACCAUUGAAGUUUCCCUUCUAUGUUUUAAUUUAAGCAAGUGUGAAAGAGAAUGUGUGAGAUCGAGAGGGAGAGAGGACAUCUGAGUGCACUGCCAACCAGGACCGGAAGCACAGGAUUCCUCACACUCCAGGCCUACGGAGUAGAGAGGCCAGACCGCCUCCCCCUGGCAGACCAGACAAUCGUUGCAAGGUGCCCACCAAUCCAGUUGCCCAUACUCCGGCUAAUGAUCACAUGGCCAAAGAACCGCGCCUUUGACCACCCAUCCUCUACAUUUGGUGACCCCUGACCUUUGCAACUCGAGGGCCUCGGAUAACUCACAGCAGAAGGAGAGCAUACUGCAGGUGUCUUCUUCCAUCUUUUUGCCUACAAGGAAGGAGAAAGCAAGGUGCAGAGAGAGAGAGAGAGAGAGAGAGAGAGAGAGAGAGAGAGAGAGAGAGAGAGAGAAAGAUGUCUGCUUCCUUCUCACUGUCUCUACGCUGUGGGAGAGUCCAUCAGAGACCUGAGGGCUAACCACAGAAUGGGAAAUCCUUCAAGAGGUCAUCAUUCAACCAGUCCAGAAUCUGGAGUUCACGGGCAUCACGUUUGGGCAAGGCCACACCAGGCACACAUGCUUUAAACACUGCCAGGGUAAGCAAGACAGAGUGUGCCAAAACAGGGGGUCUCUGAUUCCAAACUCCUGUGCUCGGAUUAUGAACUCCAAACUCCCCUCUCGUGUGUGUGAAAGUUUAUUAAAAAAAAAAUGCAAAGAAGACAAAAGAACUUCAUUGGUUUUUCCAGUACUUUAUAAGACCUUCUAUUUUUGACGAAUAGUGGAAUAGCAUUUACAAGGAAGUGGAAACAGAAAAAAAAAGUUGACCACGACAACACAAAUGUCUUCAUUGUAUGCUAAGUUUUUAUCUCUACAUUCCAAAAUGGAAAAAAAACAAACCCGAUUUAUUUCUGAAUGCAGACUACUUCUCGUUCAUUCUUACUUUUGACCCUCUUGCAAUGUGUUUAAAGAAGUGUAAAGUGGAUUUGGACUGCAUGUAACUUUAUAUCCAAGACCUUACACUGUUCACCAUGUCUAACACACAGUGGCCAUAAGACAUUGAAGAAAAUAAAAUAAAAUAAAGUCAAGGUCGCAAAGAGAGAGAACCUAGGCAAAAAGCAGAAGAUGAAUGCAGUAGACGAACGGCUGAAACGUAGGAGAAAAGAGCGGAGGACUGGCUCGAAGGUGGGAGCCCACUAGGGCCUUGGUUUUCGUCUCUCAGCCAUUGCAAAGCCAUUAAGAAAACCUGGCCAUGACGUCUGGGUCUUGGGAUGGGUCCCAAUACACCCACAACUUAUUUUGCAGUCGUGGAGUUUCUUACAGUUUUGUCACCAUGUUAUUGCGCUUCAUGAAGUUUGCCUCAUUUGCUUUUGGUUGAGGAGAUACAUCGCCUUAAUGCUUUCAGUUGUCUUUUAAUUUAAAAUUAAUUUAAAUUAAUUUAUAUACUUGACAUAUUUUUUAUUCUGUUAUUACCAUAAGGCUUAGUUUCUUCACUCUGGCCAGUCUUUGUAUAUAUCAAUAAAAAAAAUAAUAAUAGUAAUGUCAGGCCAAUCAUCGGUGGAGAAUAUGUUAAUACUUUUGUAUUUUGAUUUAUGCUUUGUUUUUUUAAGUCUUUAUAUAAAUUAUUUAUUGUUUAUUUUUCCAGUCAUCAUUAUUUCUACAAAGGCCAUUCUGCUUAUUUAUGUUGAGUUAUCUUUGUUUGUUUGAAUGUUUUAUUAUUAUUUGUGAAGAUGUAAAAAAAAAAGCAAUAGUGCGUGACGGUCAGUCAGUCAAGAGCACAAGCAUGUGACGUUUCUAAAUUAGUGGUCAGGAAUGUGACACCUCUGACAGUGACUCUGAAAUGCCCUGUUCACUUGUCUCCGGCGGCUCAAAUCUGUCCACUGUCCAACAUAGAACUGCCUCAAGAUUCCCAUUUCCCACAAGGCUUUGCUGUAGCUUGCCUCGUUCACAGAUAGUUACUGUGCAUUGAAUCUCCUAAAUCCCCUAUAGUCCGUGGGAAUGGAUAACCAACAAAAAGAGAGAAGUUGGAAUUGCCCAUCCUCCUAAAAGCUGUUGUGAAAUAGUCUCAGACACCAAAAGGGCACAUAUCUGGGAACUGAGGGUUCCUACUGUAUGGUGAUCUACUGAUUCAUACUGACAGAGGUCUCCUCUCAGGUCUGGUUUCCUCCAUCUUCUAUGGGCUCUGGCACUGUCUGUUCAUACAAAUCUUUGCUUGAGAGGGCUUGAGAGGUGAGUGGACAGAAUUGGGCCCCAAAUGACAUGAUCAUGUCUCUCGUACGAUCAAGCUAGGAUCAAGCAUGUUUUGGAAAAAAAAGACUUCAGUCACCUUGAUAUCGUUGUACGUUUCCUGUUGGUACUGAGUGUAUGUGUGUUUGUGUGCCUGGGUGUGUGUUUGUAAACAUGCGUGUGUAUGCGUGUUUCUGUUCAUUCAAAAACAAACAGAAAAUGAGAUAGGAAAAAAUCAAUCAAACACAGGGGGAGGUCAAGAACAAGUCUUCAUUUUAAAAGUUCUAUGCAAUGAUUACUAUUUGGUUUCAAACAGAAUAGAAACACCAUCAAAUAAAACACAACCCUUGUCAUAUCUAUGGAAAAUACAAGAAUCAUUUUAAAGCAAACAUGAAGUUAAAAGGAUUGACUUGUUUGUAAAUAGCUACUUAUAAUGUCAGGAAUUGAACUAUUAAAACAAAUCUCUCUCUCUAUAUAUAUAUAUACAUAUAUAAAUAUUUAUUAUUUCAUUUUGAAUUUUCGUGGCAUGAUUGAACCCCCUCUCACACAUUCCUUACAUUGGACCCCUGGCAGAUGGGGUUUCCAGUGUCCACCAUCUUCACGCAUGGGUUUAUUGGUAGCAUGGAAGUCCCCAUCGUACGGUUUUGGUCAGCAGUGUGCAAGUAACCUAAACUCCAGCAUUCGGCUGCCAGAUUAUGCACUUGUUAUUCCAUUAUUUAAAAAAAAUGUAUAUAUGAAUAUAUAUUCAUAUAUAUGAAUUGACACAGGGCCUACAUUUCAAAAUAGAUGUAUAAAUGAAUGAAGAGCUAUAUUGGAAAAUAUAGAAAUAUAAGUAAGAAAAAAGAUGGAGAUAAUAUAUUGUGUACAGCUAUAUAUAAAAUAUAAAAGGGACAAAUCAGCAAUUAAAACCAAUUUCAAACUAAUCUCAUAAACAAAGGAAUGCCCACAUAUGUUGACUUGGUCAUGAUCUAGCGUCACUAAUUGUCUGUAGUUCAUACCUUUUUUGGGGCAUUUGAACUUAAAACUGCAGGCUAUGGGAGUUUUUGUGCAAUAUGAAGCAUGGCUGGAAUCCACUCUGGCAGCUCUGCUCCAGACGUCUUUUUCAACAGAUUUUGACUUCUUAAACUGCCAGACGUCAUUCCAGUCAUUGUUAUGAACCUAUCUGCCCCAGAAAGGCUGUGGACUGCAGACAGUACUUCAGAGCAGAAAGACAGAGACUGUGCGCUCACAAGCAGAGCCCUGACAACUCGCUGGUUCACCUCUAAUCCUCGCAAAUACAAUGGGUGUGUCACACACUGCCUUUACAAUAGAUAGGACAGACUGAAGGAGAUGUGUGCAGUGUGUCCUGUCAUCGUAUUAAAAUUUCAAGAUGAAAUCUAGAGAAACAACUGACUGAUUUAUACGUGUAUGCUUGCGAUAUAUGCUUGUCCAUGUAUCAGAUUAUUCCUUGUAUACAAUGUUCAGAUUCAAAUCAUACCUUCACAGUAGAAAUGUGAGUGGAAGGGGCCUUUGUCAAAUUAACAUGACCAAGUAACUAUAUGUGUUCAUCCCACAACAUGCAAAUCCACACUGUACUGCUAUGUAUAUGUUGCCAUAAGUUAGAUGUAUAAAGAUUGACAUAUUUUUUGUAACUACAAAUUUAUUAAAUAGCAAUCUGAAUAUUAUUUUAUCAUAAAAUAAAUAGAUGUGUUGGUACACUGAUAUAUCUAUAGGGCAGAAAAUAUGAAUUGAGAGUAAACCUUUAUCAUUAUAUCUUUAUAAAAAUGGAAGUAAAAUAAGCAGUCAUCAUUCUCAUUUAUCAUAUGUGAGCUUAGUAACUUUUUUUUCCAUAAUAACUAUGUUUUGGCUAUCCCUGUUGUACCACUGAAAUGGCACACUGCCAAAAAAACAACUUUCUCAGAUGUAGUCUGUCUAUACGAGUUCAGAAUCACAAUACCGGUCUUUAGCAGUUGAGCUGUGAAAAAGGUCAUUGUAUUUAAAUAUUGUUUGUUACCAUUUAGAAUGACUGGUGUGUCAUGUGUCAGAGGACGUUUAUUCUUGUGUUCAAUCUCUUUUUGCCUCAGGAAAGCACACACUAAAUGCAGCAAGGCGAAUCAAAAAUGGGGACGGCAUAUGCAUCGCAGUAAGGGCUUAAUACAAUACUGGUCAACAGAGAAAGCCAUUUUCUUACCGUCCUGUCCCAUCCUGAACAACUGUUGCCUGGACUAUGUGGGCCUCUGACGUCAAGAGUUCGACUGGGGAAUAUAGACCCAUGUCUAUUUUUUUUUUUUAUGCCAACCAAAAACAGUAAUACUCUCGCAUGUGAUUAGCAUUGUAGCUGUGCUGAUUUGCUCCUUGUCUGGGUCAACCUGGGUGGGUAGCCUACAACAACAAAGAGCCGCAGAGUUGAACCCAAAUAGUGUUUUUGCGGGUGAGACCGAUAUUAAUCCUAUGGCUCGGACACAUUCCAUAGACAACCCACUUCCCCCUUUGUGCAUCCUCAUCCAUUACUACCAUCAGGGAAAAACAUCAUCGUACACUUGUCUUCUUUUUGUUUUGUAUUUGUUCAUAAAAAGUAACAAGUGCAUGACCUUUUGCAGCAGGCCCCCCUGUUUCUCCCCCAGUGCCAACUGGAAGCCCAAGGGCAGUCAUUUUCCUCACUGUAAAUAACAGGAAAAAGAGUUAUGAACAGCUCUGUAAAACAUGUAAAUCUCACGUGUACAACGAUCACCGGGCAUGGACAACGUGUAGUGUAUGUCACACAGACCGACCUGCCAAAUGAUGUGCUUUUUGUGUAUAAAAAAAAUAAAAAAUUAAAAGAUAAAAAUGACACAUUGUUUCCAAAAACGAAUUAAAACAAAAAAAGCAUAUGUGUGUAUGUGGCCAGCUCGUGCAGAAAAUUUAAAAGUUGUAUUUGGAAACAUUAUUGGUCUGUGUAGAAUUUCUAUACAUGUUGUGUUUGUAAAAUGGGAUGAGAAAGAGAGAAAAAAAAUCUUUCACAAGAAAGACCCUGGCUUCCAUCUAAUUUUGAGUAGGGGGAUGAAUGGAAUAAGAAAUUCAAAUGAAAAAAAUUAAGAGAGAAGUAAAAAAAAACUAAAUGAUUUUGAAAACGAAAAUGUUACAUUCACUGUUGUAAGUGCAAUGAGCUAUAAUUCAUGUAUCCAUCGUAAACCUUGUGUAUGUUUCAGUGUAUUCCUGUAAGCAGUUGUAGUAGACUUGGUGCAUCAUGUCAUGUAAUGUGAUGAAUGAAAUAAUGAUCCUACAAUACAUUUCAAUCAGGAAAAAAGAAUAAACGAGAAUUUGAGAAAUCA